Messenger RNA from Styela clava, 2004 nucleotides. RefSeq names its product solute carrier family 22 member 7-like. NCBI's taxonomy places the organism in Eukaryota, Metazoa, Chordata, Ascidiacea, Stolidobranchia, Styelidae. Gene Ontology annotation, cellular component: membrane. The record is from RefSeq and is a predicted model, not a curated record. Gene Ontology annotation, molecular function: transmembrane transporter activity. Gene Ontology annotation, biological process: transmembrane transport.
CCUAGAUAUAAGCUAUACUUUGAUUGUUUGCAUUUGUAAUAUUGUAUAUUAUGGAUGUUGACGACGUAUUUGAAAGCAUAGGUGGUGUAAGCAAAUACCAGAUUGCUGUAAUUCUUGCUUCUGCAUUUUCUCUUCUGGCAGCAACAAUGUCUUCGCAACUGGCAGUAUUUUUGAGCGCUACUCCUACAUACAGAUGUGCUCUACCUACAUUGCACAUAAACGCGUCAAUGUUAACUCAUAGCGAACUCGUCAACCUUUUUAUACCGCCGGAAGAUUCCUGCCAACGGUAUGAUUAUAAUUUGACUCAGUGUGAAGAAGAAAACAAUCUUUCUUGCAUAACUAAUCAAACAGAAGUUCGAAUUAUCCCGUGUGAUUAUGGAUAUCAUUACGAUAAGACAUAUUACGACCAAACAACUAUAUCAGAAUGGGAUUUUAUAUGCGGGAGAGAAACGUUUGAUUCGAUAGCCAACUCUUGCAUAUUUCUUGGAUUUUUUAUGGGAUCAGCUGCGUGUGGAAUUUUAAUGGACAAAUUUGGGAGAAACACUGCGAGGUUGAUCUGUUGCAUUGUCUUUAUCGUAUCUGGAUGUAUUGCAUCGUUCGUUCCGUUGUUUGGUGUUUAUCUCGUGUUUCGAGUUAUUAUGGCAGGAUCAGGACUUGCAGUUUAUUUAUGCGUGUUUACUUAUGUGACAGAAAUUUCUCCUAAGGAAUACCGAACUUUCUUUGUGACUGUAUGUGCAGUUAUAUCGGGAGUUUCCCACACUAUCCUUCCUCUUUUGGCAUACCCAUUUCGUUCGUGGAGGUCAUUGUGCCUGGUGAACAGUUUGCUCGCGACUCCAUUCCUUGGCAUAUAUUUUCUGAUUCCCGAGUCUCCAAGGUGGCUUAUAUGUAAUGGCAGAGAAGAUGACGCCAGAGAAGUACUCAAAAGAAUUGCUAAAAGCAAAAACGUCGAACUUAAUGAAGAAGUAUUUCAUAAAAUACAAUCAAACAAAGACUCGGAAGAAUGUGAAAGCAAGAAAAAAUAUUUCUACACUGAUAUUUUUCGAAUGGCGAACAUGAGGAUGAUAACAAUAAUUAUUAUGCUAGACUGGUUUGUAGUCAGCAUGGUUUUCUAUGGGCUCACGUUAAACGUUGGUCGACUUGCAGGUGAUCCGUACAUAAAUGCGACAGCAAAUGCAUUCAUAGAAGUUCUUGGGUAUAGUACUUAUUUUAUCGUAGCAAGAAAAAUUGGAUCGAAAACGACUACGGCCUUAGCAUAUUUUCUUGGUGCAAUUUGUUGCAUCUCCACCAUGUUGCUUACAGAAUUUUCUUGCGGAAAUCAGGAUAUGAUUGAAGCUGGUCGUUGGAUCGCAAUAUCUGGAAAGUUUUUUGCUUCUUGGGCAUUCCAAGGAAUAUACCAAUUGACGGUAACUUUACAUCCUACUGUUACAAGAGGAAAAGGAAUGGCCCUAGGUUCAAUGGCAGCAAGAGUUGGAUCCAUGAUUAUGCCUUUUACACUUCAAAUUCAGAACUCAAUUCCUUGGCUCACGCAGACGAUAUUUGGAACAUUAGCUUUUAUUGCCUGUAGUGCGACAAUGCUUCUCCCAGAAACUCGUUCACUCUCGUUGCUUACAACAGUGGAUGAAGCGGAAAAUUUUUAUCGAAAACAUUUCGUUUUGAAUUUUAAGAAAAAUGGAAAAAUGGACAAUGAACUCGUAGUCGAAAUAGAAAUGGAAAAGCAACAAGCAUAAUAUAAAAGUCAUAACACAGAAUACAUAUUUCCAUCUUUUAUUAAUUAAUAUAAUUAUCAAUUAUGAUUCGCUGAUUUAUUCGUGUAAAAAAUAACAAUAUUCAAUAUUGUUAUUUUUUAAUCAAUAAAAAAAAUAAACAAUAUUCGCACAUUGCCAAAAUUCAUUUACAACUACCGGUACGUCAUUUUACGUAUAUCACGUAUAUGUUAUUUGAAUUUUUUUUUUUCAUGUCUGCAACAACUUUUUAAUAAAACGAAAUAAACGUUCAAACUUGAAA